Messenger RNA from Phacochoerus africanus (Common warthog), 5542 nucleotides. RefSeq names its product unc-5 netrin receptor C (gene UNC5C). The coding region runs from base 333 to 3185 and encodes 950 amino acids. Gene Ontology annotation, biological process: netrin-activated signaling pathway. The transcript is spliced from 17 exons. The record is from RefSeq and is a predicted model, not a curated record. Gene Ontology annotation, molecular function: protein binding; netrin receptor activity. Gene Ontology annotation, cellular component: membrane. Lineage: Eukaryota; Metazoa; Chordata; Mammalia; Artiodactyla; Suidae.
GCGCGCGGCGGAGCUACGGCUGCUCUCGCUGCUGAGAGGCGCGGCGCGGCGGCCGCCUUGCGCCUCCCCGGACUUUCCAAGUGGGGGCAGAGCAGCCGCUCGCGGAGCCGCCAGUUAGAAGGCACGGGGAAAGAGAGACCUCCAAACUCCUCCUCAGCGUCUCCUCUCCACCCCCUUUUGGCCCCUGCCCUUGGAGAAAGUGGAGUGUGGCGCUUGGUUGUCUUAUUUCUUCAGACAGCUUCGCGGAGCACGGAGUCAGCGGCUGCCCUGUGGGGCUCUCCGCUGUUGGCGCGCCUCUGUGUGUGGUUCCCCCAGGCACACCUCUGUCGACGAUGAGGAAAGGUCUGCGGGCGACAGCGGCCCGCUGCGGACUGGGACUGGGAUACGUGCUGCAAAUGCUUGUGCUACCUGCCCUGGCCCUGCUCAGCGCCAGCGGCACCGGCUCGGCCGCUCAAGACGACGACUUUUUUCAUGAACUCCCAGAAACCUUUCCGUCCGAUCCACCUGAGCCUCUGCCACAUUUCCUUAUUGAGCCUGAAGAAGCUUAUAUUGUGAAGAAUAAGCCUGUGAACCUGUACUGUAAAGCCAGCCCUGCCACCCAGAUCUACUUCAAGUGCAACAGUGAAUGGGUUCAUCAGAAGGACCACAUAGUAGACGAGCGAGUAGACGAAACCUCUGGUCUCAUUGUCCGAGAAGUGAGCAUCGAGAUUUCCCGCCAGCAAGUGGAAGAACUCUUUGGGCCCGAAGAUUACUGGUGUCAGUGUGUGGCCUGGAGCUCGGCGGGCACCACCAAGAGUCGGAAGGCCUACGUGCGCAUCGCAUAUCUGCGAAAGACAUUUGAGCAGGAACCCCUGGGAAAGGAAGUAUCCUUGGAACAGGAAGUCUUGCUCCAGUGUCGACCGCCUGAAGGGAUCCCAGUGGCUGAAGUGGAAUGGUUGAAAAAUGAAGACAUCAUUGAUCCCGUUGAAGAUCGGAAUUUUUAUAUUACUAUUGAUCACAACCUCAUCAUAAAGCAGGCCCGCCUCUCAGAUACUGCAAACUAUACUUGCGUUGCCAAAAACAUUGUUGCCAAGAGAAAAAGCACAACCGCAACUGUCAUAGUCUAUGUAAAUGGUGGCUGGUCCACCUGGACAGAGUGGUCUGUGUGUAAUAGCCGCUGUGGACGAGGGUAUCAGAAGCGCACAAGGACCUGCACCAAUCCAGCCCCACUCAAUGGUGGUGCCUUCUGUGAAGGGCAGAGUGUGCAGAAAAUAGCCUGUACCACGUUGUGCCCAGUGGAUGGCAGAUGGACCUCAUGGAGUAAGUGGUCUACCUGUGGGACCGAGUGCACACACUGGCGCAGAAGGGAGUGCACAGCACCAGCCCCCAAGAAUGGAGGCAAGGACUGCGAUGGCCUCGUCUUACAGUCCAAGAACUGCACGGAUGGGCUGUGCAUGCAGAGUUUCAUUUAUCCUAUUUCAACUGAGCAGAGAACCCAGAAUGAAUAUGGAUUUUCUUCCGCUCCUGAUUCAGACGAUGUUGCUCUGUAUGUUGGCGUUGUGAUCGCUGUGAUUGUCUGCCUGGCCAUUUCUGUGGUCGUGGCCCUCUUUGUGUAUCGGAAGAAUCAUCGUGACUUUGAGUCGGAUAUCAUUGACUCUUCGGCACUCAAUGGAGGCUUUCAGCCUGUGAACAUCAAGGCAGCAAGACAAGACCUCCUGGCAGUACCCCCAGACCUCACAUCAGCUGCAGCCAUGUACAGAGGACCUGUCUAUGCCUUGCACGAUGUCUCCGACAAAAUCCCAAUGACCAACUCUCCAAUUCUGGAUCCACUGCCUAACCUGAAAAUCAAAGUCUACAAUACCUCAGGUGCUGUUACACCCCAAGAUGACCUCUCUGAGUUUGCAUCAAAGCUGUCCCCUCAGAUGACCCAGUCUUUAUUGGAGAAUGAGGCCCUCAACCUGAAGAAUCAGAGUCUAGCAAGGCAGACGGACCCAUCCUGCACUGCAUUUGGUACCUUCAACUCCCUCGGGGGUCACCUUAUUGUCCCCAAUUCAGGAGUAAGCUUGCUGAUUCCCGCUGGGGCCAUUCCCCAAGGGAGAGUCUACGAAAUGUAUGUGACUGUACACAGGAAAGAAAAUAUGAGGCCGCCCAUGGAGGACUCUCAGACACUCUUGACCCCUGUGGUGAGCUGUGGGCCUCCAGGAGCCCUGCUGACCCGCCCUGUCAUCCUCACUAUGCAUCACUGUGCAGAUCCCAAUACCGAGGACUGGAAGAUACAGCUCAAGAGCCAGGCAGCACAGGGACAGUGGGAGGAUGUGGUGGUGGUUGGAGAGGAAAACUUCACCACACCCUGCUACAUUCAGCUGGAUGCAGAGGCCUGCCACCUCCUGUCUGAGAACCUUGGCACCUAUGCCCUGGUGGGGCAGUCCACCACCAAAGCAGCUGCAAAGCGCCUGAAGCUGGCCAUCUUCGGACCACUCUGCUGCUCCUCUCUGGAGUACAGCCUCCGAGUCUACUGUCUGGAUGACACUCAGGAUGCCCUGAAGGAAGUUUUGCAGCUCGAGAGACAGAUGGGAGGACAGCUCCUAGAAGAACCCAAGGCUCUUCAUUUCAAAGGCAGCACCCACAACCUGCGCCUGUCCAUUCAUGAUAUUGCGCACUCCCUCUGGAAGAGCAAACUGCUGGCCAAAUAUCAGGAAAUUCCUUUUUACCAUAUCUGGAGUGGAUCUCAGAGAAACCUCCACUGCACAUUCACUUUGGAAAGAUUUAGCCUGAACACAGUGGAGCUGGUCUGCAAACUCUGUGUGCGGCAGGUGGAAGGAGAAGGGCAGAUCUUCCAGCUAAACUGCACGGUCUCAGAGGAACCUACCGGCAUUGAUUUGCCUCUGCUGGAUCCAGCAAGCACCAUCACCACCAUGACAGGGCCCAGCGCUUUCAGCAUCCCUCCCCCAAUCCGGCAGAAGCUCUGUAGCAGCCUGGAUGCCCCACAGACGAGGGGUCAUGACUGGAGGAUGCUGGCCCAUAAGCUAAACUUGGACAGGUACUUGAAUUACUUUGCCACCAAAUCCAGCCCCACUGGCGUCAUCCUGGAUCUUUGGGAAGCACAGAACUUCCCAGAUGGAAACCUGAGCGUGCUGGCAGCUGUCUUGGAGGAAAUGGGAAGACAUGAGACAGUGGUGUCGUUAGCGACAGAAGGGCAGUAUUGACCCGGGCUGGGGCUGGGAAUGAAGCACCAGACUCGCAGGGGGUCCGUGGCCCUCCAGGGGCUCAGAGCGGAGGAGGAAACCCAGUCUAGACCGAUGCUCCACAGGCAAGACUGCAGCGGGGGAGGGAGGGAGGACAGACCCAACUGCCCUGUAUGUGCCCACUCCCACUCGGCCGUGGUCACAGGAGUUAAGAACAAUUGUACAAAUGUGUAUCUUGAAUUUAGCAAUCAACCUAAUUUUCCUCUUAGUUGGGCUGUAUGCUGUGUGGUACAGGAUCUUACAGUUUCCUAGGAAACGCUUUUUAUUGCUAUCCAGAUCUAUGGAUAAACUUUCUUAACAAACCCAAUUUCUACAAACGUUGUUUACAUCAAAUUGGACAGGGAUGCAGACGCUGUCCAUGGCUCGUUCUAUUUUUGUUUAAAUCAUUUGAAGUCGAAGCUGUGGACGGUUUGCUGUGUCUCUUUCAGAUUAGUCAUUUACAGAGAAAUCACAGACUUUUCCUACCACUCGUGUGUCCGAUAAGCCUCCCAUCGGUGUCCUGUUUCUAGAACUUGUAGAACCAGUCGUGUUCCUGUUUGUAUCAGGGAAGCGGAGACUCUUAAGUGUAACGGAGAAAUAGCUCAGCCUCCUUCUUCCCGAGGGCUCUCCUCUCAUGUCCUCUGGGAGUGAAGCUAUAGCAUCGCAGGGAAGACCACGAUUCACGUUCAGCCACAAACAAGCAUUUCUUCGCAACAUGUGUGUUUGUAAUAUGCAAUCGCAAGUGUUUUUUUUUUUUUUUUAAAGGUAUUAUCAUUAUUAUUAUUAUUGAUGAGUAUUUACAGGUAUUCUAGUAAAAGGAUAUUCUUUUAACUUGUUUUUGUUAGCAAUACUGUUAGUCGUUAGGGAUGGACCUGACCUGCGCACCAUCUCACAGAGCAGGGCGGGCAUGGUCUGCAAUUUGAUUAAACAAGCAUUGCUUCUUUGACCUUUUAUCUUUCUUCCAUCAUUCUGCCCUGGAAAGGUGGUCAGGGCUCACUGACGUUGUCAGUCUGUUCUCUCUCGGGCAGGGCCUUUGUCCUCUGGGUCUUGGCCUGAGACACGUUCUCCAUCGAAGCUCACGCAGCCUCGGUGUGACGCAGCCCCACCAGCUGCCCGUGGGUCCCCUGUCCGUCUCAGAGACGGUGCGGUUGGAGGAACGGCCUCGGAACUGGGGAAUCGGGAGGCCAGCUCUCAUGCUGGGUUUGCCAUCGUCUAGCUCUGUCACUCAUCCUCACUGGAUCUCCGUUCCCUCACCUGCACACUGAAGGGGUUGGGUUCGAUCUGCUGAAAGUUCUAAAAUGCUCGACUUCCACGGUGAUGCCGCCCGUCCCUUCCAUCAGUCCGAAGACCACAGUGGACACUGACCUGGACCCUUCGGAGAUGCAACUAAUCGUUUGCCCUGGCUGCAUUAUGCAUUUCGGAGCAUUCCGACUUGGACGAUAAUUAUUCUAACUUGUCACAUACCUGUCAUGCUUCCCAGUCUCGUUUUUGUGUCCCCGCAUCACACGGUUCCCUGAGAGAUGGCAUCCCUUUAUCACCACCUUCUUUUUCUCUUGGGACCACAUGCCUUCCUGACUAGUUGCAAAUUAUGUUCUAGUAUUGUCUUGGUCAAAAAAUUUUUUAAUUAAAAAAAUGUUUAACUGAAACAUAGUUAUCCAACAGACGACUUUGUGCAAACUAUGAUAUCCCCUUAGGACCAUCACAGGCUGUUGCUUUUAAUGCAGGGAUUCAGUUCAUUCAGCAGGUGGGGAAUAAAGAGUCAACAGCCCAGCAGCCAAAACCAAGAUUGAACAACAAGCACCCAUGUGUGUGAAUCAGAACUUGCAAAGCAGGGCUGUGGUUUACUUUUCAGUGGGAUGUAUCCAGGUUACUGACUGGAUGUGACUUUAAAAUAAUUUUAUAUAUUCUCCCCUUCUUUCCCCAUGGUGUUCCUUACCUGGCUAUUUUGGUAACUUUUGCAUAGUCCCAGGUUCCUCUAUUGAAACCUUGGUAAGGAGCCGUUUCUUUCAUGCCUCUUACUUUGUAUCUUCAGUUUUGGCUGCCUGCGUCAUAAUCUCUCUGUACCAUAUAUAAAGACAUCUCACACUUACUGUGAAAGCAAAAGAUUGCACUAGAAAGCAAGUUCAGUGGAUAAAGUUUACACCAAUGCAUAUUUGACCAAAAGAUAGUAAAAGCGUAUUCUACAUUAAAAAUGUAAAUAUUUUUUAAAAGGAAAGAGAGCUGUCACCCAUUGCUGCAUCUUGAAAUCACACUCUUCAAGAUUGCUCACUAUUACUGGUUUGGGGGACUGUCAUCUAUGGAAAUCAAGAAUUAGAAAAAAAAAAAAAAAGGAGCAAACA